GCGGCACUACGACGUUCCUACGCCGUAGAUUACCGCAGCGAUCGCUCCUACCCGCAUCGGACAAUAGAACCGGCGACAGAUCGCGGCGUUUUGUUAUUAUUUUUUUGUUAGAUGUGAAUAAAAGACUCUUUGUGAUAUCCUUUUCCACUCGUAAAGCGGAGACAGUAUGCUGGAAGGACGUUCCUUUGUCCUCUACAUAAACUGUCACUGAGGCGCUAUGAAAAUUUUGAACAUUAAUUUGUCAGUAUUAUGGCUCACAAAUUGGGACAGCUUAGUCGUGUUGCGGUUAACUGAGCGGAUUGUAAGGGAUCGGUUAGGCGUUGUGUAUAAAUAAGCAAGCGCGCCGAAACCAUUUUAGGUGUACUAUUGUAAUCUCAUGUGAACGCAUUUAUGUGUUGUGUAGCGUAAUUAAAACAAGACAAUUGAACUGUAAGUGUUAACAUGGAGUUGAUAAUAAGCGCUCAAAUAUAACAGGAACUGAAAACCGAAGAAUCGAAUCAACAACAUGUUGUGACAAGAGCCCGGUUUAGGCAAGAGCAGGGCUCUAAAAAUGUACGUCUUAAAAGACUUUCAAGACGUUUCGAACAACAGAACUUUUCUGUUCCUAAUAGUGUUGCUAUCGUUAAAGCUGUGUUGUCCCCAAGACUUGAGCGAAGAUUUCGUGAACGAGGAUAGUGCAGACGUCGUGUCAGACUUAAGUAUGGUAGUUGAAACGGUAAAACUGUCAAGGAGCGUUGUGGGAUCGCCCUGUAGAAUGAGCGAGUUGCUAUGCGACACUGGGCAAUGUAUAUCUUUGGAUAAGUACUGCAACGGAGAAGACGAUUGUGGAGACAAGAGCGACGAACCCAAGAGCUGUACACCGUGUAACAGAACAUACAUGGGUGAUGUGGGUCGAACUUACGAGUUGGAAGUACGACGGCCUCGGGAAGAUCAUCUGCCCUUCGUCUGCCACCUCAACUUCACAGCAACAGGAGGGAACUACGGAGAUAUAAUUCAGUUGACAUUUGACACGUUUACCGUCGGCAAAUUCGUGUCGUUCACGUCAGACGGUUGUCCGGAUGGGCACAUGACAAUUGUGGAGAGAAGUCCGUCACCGCCCACCGGUCAGUGGUGCGGCUCUGCUUGGGGUUACACAGUGUACUUCAGCGAAUCCGAUUCCAUAAACAUGACUCUCCGACUGGACAGGCUAAGUCAACAGGGUGUUGGCUACAAUUUCGACUUCAAGUUGGCUUACAAGUUUUUGAGGCGAAGCGAAGCUCGGCUGCGAUACGGAAAUGCGACUGUAGGGGCGUGGAGGGGAGAGAGGAUCCCUGGUACAUACUGUGACCGCAUCCUUAGCGACUGUGAUCUGAGGGCCUGCCGCAUACAGUCACCAAACUUUCCUGGAGUGUAUCCUCGCAACGCUACUUGUACAUACCGAAUCGAACAUACUAAGAUACCAGCCGAUAAACAUGUGCUGCUGGCAGUUCGACAGACGAACAGCCACAAAAUACAUAUCAAAGACCAAAUAGUGAAGUACGAUAGAAGUCAACGUGUUUUAAAAAUAUGGGAUCAAUGUAACGUAGUUCAGGAUUACUUAACAGUUUGGGAUGGAUCCACUAGAGAUUCGCCAGUAUUAGUGCGGCUUUGUGGAGGAGAUGCUGUACCGGAUAUUAUCAGUAGAGGUCCGAACAUGUUACUGGAGUUUCAUACGUCACCUUACGAUAAUCCAUUUCAUCCGGUACCGUUGAGCUAUUUACCUGGGUUUGAAUUGGAAGUUCAGGUUUUGUAUGUGGACAAAGAUUCUCAUUCGUACGUGCGCACAGACGGCAGGUGCCGUUUUGUUUUACGUUCUUCUGACAAAACUAGCGGAAUACUCAGGAAUCCAAGACACUCGCUACCUCCAAAUACAUCGUGCGUCUACUAUUUUCAGGGUCGUUCAAAUGAAAUAGUAUGGGUGUCGUUUGUGAAAUAUCAUUCGGCUGGAACUGAGCCGGCAGGUUUUGAUCAGCAGCAAGAUUGUUCGUCUCAAUUGACUAUUUGGGACGGGGCUGCCCCCGACGCCGACCUCGAUAGGAAGCUGGAUAUGACGGAUCAGAGAUCUCUACUUGGUUCGUUCUGUCGUGAGGAAUCUCCACGACUAUGCGAUCAUGCGCUUUUGUCAAAUUCUACAAGGGCGACGCGGCCUUGCGCUCCUUCGGAGAGCUACAUCACUACCGGACCUGCUUUGACAAUUCUUCAGGAACUACGUCAAGGGUCCGCAUUAUAUCCGGUAUCGUUUUUACUACGGUAUGAAUUCGUCGAUGUGAGUGAACAAGGACAGCCUUUGACAGAUUCUAAGUCCGCUUGCGAUAGAGUCUUUAAAUCAGCUCUAACAUAUUCUGGAAGGUUCCAGGCCCCACGAGCCAUAUUUUACUAUGGACGCGGCGGAGCACAAAACUUAACCUGUAUUUUAAGAUUUGAAGCAAAACAGGGCGAGAGGGUUCAGUUGACCUUUUUGAAUACCUUUUUUGGGAACAAACAUUGCGGUACACACAAAGAUUCCCGCACAAGUCGCUGGAAAUGCGAUAGGCCUCCGAGAAGAACUAUCGGGGGUGAAGGGUUUGCUCAGAUCAUUAUCACGGAGUUCCCUUGGGUGGGAGUUCCGAUUCAACGCGACUGUAUUUGCACAAAUCGAUCAGAGCCUAUAAAUAUACACACAUUAACUGCACCAGUAGUUGAAGUAAAUUUUACUGUAACAAUGAUGAAUAUUACAGAGGAUUAUGACGAUUUUGCCUUUGAGGGAGAAUAUAAAUUUAUUCCGACCGGUCCUGGUGAUGAUACUGUAUGUUCUACUGGUUGGGGUGAAAGACGCGUUAGAGGAAGCAGUGGAGAAAUUCGGCUCUAUGAUAAAAGACAAAUGACUAUAGUGCCAGAGAUUGUCGGUGACAGGAACGUUAUAUCAGAGAGCGUAAGAGCAGAAGUUGCUUGUGUUCAUAGACCAUGGUUAAUUGAACCUGGAGGUGAUGAUAUUUCCCCGGUUCAGGGUAGAUAUUUAUAUGUAAAGGUUCCAGGGUAUGAGAUAACGUCUUCAUCGCCGUUCUGCUCUACUCCAAACAGACUUUUUAUUUACGAAGCUCGUGAUACAACUCGAUCCAAAGAGAUAUGUCCUGAUAUAAACAACAACUUGGAAUUAUUUUCUCCUGACUGGAAAUCUUCUGAGACUCCAUUAGAAACAUCUCUAAAACCUCACGCACGAAGCUACGUUAUUGACUUUCUUCAGCACGAACAAGCAGAUUAUUCAAUAAAGUGGAUUGAGCUGAUGAAGAAACCUAACUUUGAUCAUGACCCUGACACAAAUGUCUUACCUGAAGCCGUUUCAUUUGAUUGUCUCCACAGCUGUCCCGAAUUAAAUGCGUGUAUUCCUAUUGCACUGUGGUGUGAUGGAAGCGCCCACUGUCCUUCAGGUUACGACGAAGACGAUUCCAACUGCUCGUUCAGAUUAUCAUUGCCUCCUCCGUACAUUGUGGCCGCUGGAGGCGUGGCUUUGCUGAUAUGUGCAGUUCUAAUAGCUUUCUGUGCUUGUAAAAAGCGAAAACGAAAGGACAAAGAAUUUAAAGCUAGGCUAGAUGGAGCAAUACCUACUGAAGAAAGGCCCUUUGACAGAGCUAAAGCUAAUGGAGUCCCCGAAGCGUCACGACAGUAUGCCACAGUCCAGAAAUAUGCGACAAUAGACAAAUAUUCUUUGAGCCAGAAAUAUAGUGCUGGCUUAAACGAUGCGAGGUAUUACGACGAAGUAGCACAAAGAGAUAAGCUGGCAGAUACAAGGUACGCUAGUCUGGGAAGGGGAAGCCGAAAUAUGCGCUACGAAAAUUCUAGAGGUAACGGUUCAAGAAGAGCAAUGCCUGAUUUAGGUUAUCCCGACUUGAAAGAUGGUUUUUGUUGACCCAGCCCAGAUCUAUUAGAAACCACUGUUUAAGAUUUGAGCUCUUCGAAACGACUGACAAACUGCGUAUCGGUUCAUUGUGUUGUCUAAGAUCGAAGACUGAAAUCGGCGUAAGUGCCUCUUAUUUUGGUGAAUUCUAAUUGAUUUUUAAUACGAAAUUAUGUAUUUUAAGCUAACUUGGCUUGUUUUGUAUUGUAUAAAAAUAUCUCUGUAGAUCGUUUGUACAUAAUGUAAAUUUUCUAUUUAAGUCUGUAGCAAAGUACACUGAAUGUGUUUAAUGAAAUUCAUCAAUGUCACAGUACGUAAUUUUAUUCUCAUCAAAAAACAUAUCUUAUUGUACAUAAAACGCUUGACAAUACAAUUUUAAGAUACAUUUUCAAGUAGGAAACAAAUAAUUUUUUACUAAUCAUAAUUUAAAAAAAGACAGUGACUCUCGAAAUCCAUGUUCUGAAUCAUUGAGUUAAUUGUUGAUAUGUACUGUUAUGUAUAAGUAUGUAUGUUUGAAUCAUGAAUUUCGGUUUGAUUCUUAAUUUUAUUAGUCCCGAUCUAAUAAGCAAAAUUUCGAAUACCUUUCACUGAUAUUAAGUAGUUACCGAGGCCUAUAUAUAUGUAUAUUAUAUUACAACUAAUAAAUUUGCACGUAACACUAUGAUCAGUUACAGUAGCGAGUUGCAAUUUUUUGUGAAAUACAUACAAUAGAUAAAUAUAUAAAUUACAAAUCUUAUAAGUAGAAAGGACACAAAAAGCUAACGGCCAACAUAACGUGUGUGUGUGUUCACCUUCAGACGUGAGAUUGAAGUUUUAAUUGUAUUGCAUAAUGGUUUCAAUGGUUCACAAUAUAAAGUAUGAUUGCUUCGCGGUAAGAAUAAACAGAAUGUUGGCAUCUACCCGUGCGGGUUCACAAUAUGCCCUAGCAUCUAUAAGUAUCAUGUCCGCAAUGAAUAUCUCAGUUGGCUUUACGACAUCCGCGAGAUGCCACUAAGUAUUAGCAGUGAGCUCAAGUUAGGUUAAGCAUGGUGAUUUAUUUGUGUAUUAAAUUUUUUAAUUUAGUUUUUGUUGACUAUUUUAAUUUAAAGUGACUGUUACCUUUAUAAUGUAAAAAUAAGAUAAUAUUUAUAGGAUGUUAAUGAAAUGUAGUUGUUGUCUCACUAAACAAAACUUAUUUCUUGAUUCCUCAACUUUUGCAUGCUCCGCGGACAGAUUUGUGUCUUUGAAAAUUGAAAUCAUUGCAAAACUGUAAACAAGUCAUAUAUAUUAAAAAACGAUAGUAUUUAUUGAAUUCUUGAAAAUUGCAUUCUCGAUUGAACGGAAAAAAUAAUUGUGAAACGCUCAACGCGUAAUGAUUAUAAUUUUGAAGCUCCAAAAAUGAUUGUACCUGCAUUUAAAUGACGAGAACUAGCUAUAAAACAAAAAUGUGAUAUAGUAUGUAAAAAUCGUAGAUUAUAUUAACAGUAUAAUAUAUGAAUUUACUAAGAUUCCUUGUAAAAACGUAUAAUAAGGUUGUAACUAACUUAAGUAGUGAAUGUAAAUAAAUUAUAGACUUAAGAUUUUUAAAGUCUGUAAUUAUUUCAACGUAAAAGGAAAUAUUAAAGUAAUUUCUAAAAAUC
Messenger RNA from Bombyx mori (domestic silkworm), 5511 nucleotides. RefSeq lists its product as uncharacterized. The record is from RefSeq and is a predicted model, not a curated record. The transcript has 13 exons. Gene Ontology annotation, molecular function: protein binding. Gene Ontology annotation, cellular component: plasma membrane. The coding region runs from base 551 to 3904 and encodes 1117 amino acids. Lineage: Eukaryota; Metazoa; Arthropoda; Insecta; Lepidoptera; Bombycidae.